CCAAGACCGGUCCAGAUCUGAAUGAGAGGAAACAUGGAACUGGGAUUGUGGCUGGUGGUCCUGACUACGGGCUCGGUCUGCGGACUUCCCACCAGCCUGACAAACUCCACUCUGUCAGAGCUCGCACCAGAGAGCCGAGAAGAUGCUCGUCAGAAUCUGGAGCAGCUCCAACAGGAGAACCUGCUGCAGACUCUUCCUGCUUCAUCUCCAACAUCCAGACACCGCUGGAACCACCACCCAGGUGUCCUCCCCCCACCUGUACCCGAGAAGGACCCUGAAGCCUUCGUCCUGGACCUGAGGAAUGUCCCAGAGCUGGCUAACGCAGACGUGGGCUCUCAGAACCCCAACAUACAGGUGACCAUCGAGGUGGUGGGGGACUCUCAGACGGAGACGGAGGUGGAGAUGGACCUCGCCGCGGAGAGCCAGAGGAACGACUGGUCGCUCUCAUCCUCGGACUGGAUCAACAGCCACAAGAAGCUGUUCUGGCCGCUGUUCUGGGAGUACCCGGAGCGGGCGGAGAACGGGCUUGGAGGAGGCGGGUCUGAGGAACAGACUGAGGACUAUGGCUCUGAUCCUGAGGUCCUGAGUGGAGUGGGGGCGGAGUGGGGGCGACGCUGGGACAAAGAGUGGGAGACGAAGGAUAACUUUGAGCGUGAGGAGUGGGGCAAAUGGGCCCCGUGCAGCGUCACUUGUGGGUUUGGAUCCCAGAAACGCACCCGCUCCUGUGGCUACGCGUGCACGGCGACCGAAUCACGCACGUGCGACCUGAAGAGCUGCCAGAACUCUGUGAUAACAGUGACAGACUUGAUGCCUCUUCAGACGACCAACAGCACAGAAUCAGAUGUGGACAGCUGUGAGAAGUGGUUAAGCUGCAGGAAUGACUUCCUGCAGAAUUACCUGCAGCAGGUGCUCACCGAGCUGCCCAGCUGCCCCUGCUCCUACCCCUCCGAGGUCGUCUACGGCACCGUCGACAUCGAGGACGUCGGACUCCACAAGUCGUACCGCUGGAGGGACGCCAGCGGACCCAAAGAGCGACUCGACAUCUACAAACCCUCAGCCCGGUUCUGCAUCCGCUCCAUGCUGUCGUACGACAGCACCAUGCUGGCGGAGCAGCACUGUUGCUACGACGACCGGAUGAGACUGAUAUCGCGGGGGAAGGGAGCGGGAGCGCCGAACCUGAUCAGCACCGAGUUCUCCCCCGAGCUGCACUACAAGGUGGACGUCCUGCCGUGGAUCCUGUGCAAAGGGGACUGGAGCAGGUUCCAUUCGGUGAGGCCCCCCAACAACGGGCUGGACUGCCUGGAAAACCCUCCAGAACCGGUGUUUCAAAUGGAGCUCAGAGAGGCUCGGGAGUACUGACACAUUAAGUCAGAAUACAACGCAGUGAUCCGGACUCGAACUCUCUGAACUGAUAAAAACUGAGACUUUCAGAACAUUGAAGGCUUCUGUUUUAAUUCCUGCACAGAAAAAAAAGCAGAAAUGAACUGAAACUGGUGACUUUGUGUUCUAUCAGCUGAUUUACGUCUUUAAAUGUUUGAAUCGUCUGAUGUGAAACGGCUGCUUGUGUGUGCGUGUUUGGGUGUGGAUGAGAUUAUUUAUUGGCCCAGAUUAUUAUUAUUUUUUUGUAUUGUUUAUAUCUGAAUUCCCAUGGGAAAAAGUCAUGUAAAGCUGCUAAAUAUGAAAUAAAACCUAAUAG
Molecule: messenger RNA, 1696 nt
Organism: Nematolebias whitei (Rio pearlfish)
Lineage: Eukaryota; Metazoa; Chordata; Actinopteri; Cyprinodontiformes; Rivulidae
Gene: ism2a
Product: isthmin 2a
Exons: 6
Coding region: 22-1359 (445 amino acids)
Source: RefSeq, a predicted model, not a curated record